Molecule: messenger RNA, 656 nt
Organism: Cyprinodon variegatus (sheepshead minnow)
Lineage: Eukaryota; Metazoa; Chordata; Actinopteri; Cyprinodontiformes; Cyprinodontidae
Gene: smim13
Product: small integral membrane protein 13
Exons: 2
Coding region: 353-619 (88 amino acids)
Source: RefSeq, a predicted model, not a curated record
AGCAGCUAGCUAAUGGUGGUGAUGCUAACAAUAGAACUACAGCGCCCAGAAGUCCGCACUAUAGAACUACAGCACCCAGAAGUCCGCGGGAAGCCGCGCAGCCGCAGUCCAUCCGGGCUGCUGUUGUUGUUUAACCGGGUCCAGGUUCUGCUGCUCCAUAAAGUUCAGGAAUCAGAACCAGCGGAGGAGCUUCCUGGAACCGGUUUAAGCCGCUCAUGGUUCUGCUGUCCCGGGUUCGGACCGUCUGAGACCGCCGGCCGGCAGGCGAACCCCCAGGCCCGGUGGGCCGCGUGAGAUGAGCCGCUGCUGGAGCUCCUGUUCGGGGUUAGCAGAGUGAGCGAUCCCCGCAGACAUGUGGCAGAACCUCGGCCUCACCCUGCUGGUCAUCAUGGCGACGCUGCUCUGCGUGCUGCUCUUCAUGCUGUUCGGUUGGUACGUCGUCUGGCAGCUCUUCUUGUCCAAGUUCAAGUUCCUGCGGGAGCUCGUCGGGGAUGCCGGCACGCCGCAGGCCGAAACUCAACCGUCCGAACCCAAGAGCGAACGCCCCGCCUCCAGCGCCCAGGCCGCCAGGAGCCGGACCUCACGCCAAAGAGUCUCCUUCCCUGAGAGCCCCUCGUAGAUCAUGGCCCCCCAACAGGAACCUUUUUACAGCUCCG